Messenger RNA from Zootoca vivipara (common lizard), 3875 nucleotides. It is a transcript of the gene GM2A, whose product is annotated as ganglioside GM2 activator. Gene Ontology annotation, biological process: lipid transport; ganglioside catabolic process. Gene Ontology annotation, molecular function: enzyme activator activity; lipid carrier activity. Gene Ontology annotation, cellular component: cytoplasmic side of plasma membrane. NCBI's taxonomy places the organism in Eukaryota, Metazoa, Chordata, Lepidosauria, Squamata, Lacertidae. The record is from RefSeq and is a predicted model, not a curated record.
UCUUGAGGAGGGGGGGUCCCUCUUUAAAUGCGAUGAAGGAGGGGAACCUGUGUGUCUAGUGCCUGCGGGGGGAAGGACAAGCCGGCACUUGAACUGAGCAAGCCUCUCCUUGACGGCGUCAGGUGCUUGCUGUCUCCGGCUGCUGAGCAGCUAAAGUCCAGCGUCUCGUUUUGCACCCGCCCUUUCCGCGCUUGUGAUCUGCCUGCUCGCCUCGCUUCCUCGGUCUCCUUUGCGCUGCGUUCAGUUUCAGCCUCGCCUUCCUGCGUUCCGGAGCAGCCCCAGAAAUGCCCGCUUUGGUGCUCUCGCUGGCGCUGUGCGCCCUGCAGAUGUGGCCAGCUGUGGUCGGCGGCCCUCCCCAGCAGCGGUUCGCCGUGCUGGACAAACACUGGCCCCUGAGGCUCACCAAGAUCCAGAACUUCGCAUGGCAGAACUGUGGCCCCUCAUCUGACCCUGCUGUGAUCAGGAGUUUGUCCAUAUCUCCAGAUCCAAUUUCGAUGCCGGGAGAUGUGACAGUCAGCGUAGCCGCUGCUACCACUGUGGCCCUCACUUCACCUCUGAAGGGAGAGGUUGUUUUGGAGAAGAAGAUCGGCGAUAUGUGGAUAAAGGUCCCCUGCGUGGACGAACUUGGCAGCUGCACCUAUGAUGAUCUUUGUGCCAAACUGGAUCAGGCUAUUCCUCCUGGCCAGCCAUGCCCGGAACCAAUGCAGACUUAUGGCAUUCCUUGCCAUUGCCCCUUCAGAGCGGGUUCUUACAACUUGCCUUCCUCCACCUUCUACAUCCCCACCUUGGAUUUGCCUCCCAUGCUCACCAAUGGGGACUACAGGUUCAAGGUUGUGCUGAGCAAUGGUGACCAACAGCUGGGCUGUCUCAAGUUGUCGCUUUCCCUGCACUCUGAGAGCCGGUGGUUUUGGUGACUACAACGGAGGCAUCUUUGGGCUUGAGUGCCACAUUUCUUACCCCACCCCCUCCUCUUGAAUUGCUAAUACUAAGACUUCUUAGCUGCAACUGCUUUUAUGAUGGCUUCUGAGGAGGAGCCAAGAUGAUGAUGUGAACAGCAGCCUCUAUCUUUCGCUCUGCUUUUUUUUUAAAAAAAAAAUUAACUUCUGCUGAUAGCUUUUAAUCACUUGGAAAAAUCACCAAACUCAAUGAAGAAAUGUUCAGAAAUAUUUUUUUUAAAAAAAUUAGAAUUGGAGAUGUCUGUGCCUAACCAGUGUUUAUGCAUUGGUUAUAAUUAGGGCAGCUUUCCCUAACCUUGGUCCCUUCUCCCCCAAGGCACUGUUGGACCAGAUCUCUCAUCAUCUCUAAACAUUGGCUAGGCUGGCCGGGGAUGGUGGAAGGUGUGGUCCAGUAAUGUCCAGGGGAGCCAGUUGGGGAAGGCUGGAUCAGGACCACAUCACCCUGGAUAUAUAUGCUACACAGGGGUAGGGAGUGCAUAAUGGCUACGUGGAUAGAUGUAAGUGCAGUUUCUCAGCUUGGUAAAGUGACACAAACAUACUGUAAUCUUUAUGCAUCACUGUCCAUAAGAUUCCUCUUCACCCCCAGGGUCUCAAACUAUGGGGUUGUGAGAAUACUGAAAGGUGGUUGGGGUAUGCUGACAGGAUAGCUUGAGCAGACUCAUGAAGCAGUAACCAGAGGAAGAAACCACGCUUCCUGCUUUCUGCAUCACAGAUCAAAAUAGCCAGGCAGGCUCCACCAUCUCAUCUGUAUUUACUUCUGCAAACGCUGCUUGGUCAAGGGGGCUCCUUCACUCUGCUGUACACCAAGCACGCUAUAUGAGCAAGCAGUUCUAAUCCCUCAAAAGGCCCAUAUCUGUUAGUCUUGUGCUGCCUAAGUUGAACUUUGUGCAUGAGGACUAGAUCCAAGCAAGAGAGUGGAACAAUGAAGGGAACACACACACACACACUUACAUCUCCUGAUUGCAAACCAUAUGUGCUGUUUCAUGCUCCUGUUUAUCUUCUGAACAGAAGUUUGGUGCUUGGUUAGAGAGAGGGGUUUUUGGUGGGAUUUAUCUGUUCAAGUUAGCUUCUGAUAAAAGCAGAAGGAAAACACUCAGCAUAAAAGAUCUGUAUGGUGUUUCAUGCAAGACUCUGCCAACAUUUAUGGAAAAGGACCAAAUGCUUGCAGUGCUGUCCCAAAGUAUCUGUGGACAGUUUGGGGACUGUUGGGCAAAGUGACACAUCUCCAUCUCUGUGGGAAUUUUCUCUUCUUGUUCAACUAGAAAACGAAAGAUGCUUACUUAACUUCUGUUUCCUAAGGAACCAAUUAAUCCCGCACUGAUGGGAGUCCGGGGGAGGGAGGGAAUCACAAAUCUCUCUUAUUCUCAAUGAGAUGUGUUCUGGAUUGAAGGAGAACAAAAAAUUCUAACAUUCUGAUCUAAUUUCAUGAAUCGGCCAAGUAAUCUAAUGACAUGAAUAUAAGAUGUAUAGUUGUUGUGCCAUAUGGUGAGUGAGUACUGUGUAUCAUUUCUGUAGUUCUGUGUUCUAUGAGGUGAUGAACAAAUUUGCCGGAUACAUACUACAUGUGCAGCACUGGUAAGAGACUGUUACAAUAAUGAGCCUGGACACCUGGACUAAGAAUUAGUCCUUGUUCUGUGAGCCUGCUUGACUGAUGCUCAUGGAAACUCUUCCCUUAACCCCCAUUAUGUGCGAUAGAGCCCUUGGGGUGCCCCCUCCUUUUCUCUCCCUCCACCUUGCUUCCCUCCUAAUGAGACCUUAAGCUUGCAGGGUGAUUGUUUUAAGCCUUGCACAUUUUUAAGGAUUUGUACCUGUACUCUGGGUAUACAACAUACUUUGCCCUGUUUUAUUACCCUUGUUGGUACUGACAUUAAUAGAACUCUGCCUGAAGUAUUCAGUGGAGGUGUUAAUUGUAGAAGCCCUCCUUACCUUGUGCCAUACUGGAUAGGCCAUGAUACUUCACAGUGCCAUCUUGAAUAUCUGAACUCCCCAAAAGCUGGUCCUUCCAUAUUCCAAACAUACUUUUGUGUCUUACCCAUCUCUACCAUGUGCUUCAUGUUCCCCUCUUAUGCAAACAAAUAUUGAGACUCUGGGGAAAAUGCAUUGCAACUGAUAGAGGAGCAACAGUUUAAAGGAAGAACUACCGUACCAUCAUAGUCCUUCCAGCUCACUGCCGUCUCUAGUCCUAGCAAAUUAUUCUUCCAGUCCACUUAAAAUAUCAGCCUGAAGGGCCCUAAGUCCUAGUGGCAAAUCCCUUUGUCAGAGCUAGACUCGCCAAGGCAGCAUCGCUUUAUCUGCAUAGGUGUUCAAAUAUAUUUAAUGUGCACACAUCCGGAGUCACGGGGAGUGGCACAAGAAAAUAUAUUGCCCUCUAGCUUAAAAACAACUCUCUCGUUUCCUCUUUUGCCUAAGAGGUUUGCACACAAAACCACUGCUGUGCUGUCUUGCAAUAUUGCUCGUAAGCAUGCAGUUGUUAUUGAACUUCCCAUGUUAAAUUGUCAGACCUGUGCCCUGGCAGCCUGCUAGUAUUACUCCAUAUUUUUAUAUGACCAUGUUGCUAAAGUGCCUUGUAAGCCUUAAAUAAUAAUGGCCGUGGUGUGUCCAGAUGCUGGAUGUAAUCACAUGGAUACAUGUAUAGAACAUGACUGAUGUAGCAUAUGUACCUGUAGAAUAUAUUACUUAGGAGAAUACCUUUCAUCAAAAAAACCUUUUUGAGCUUGCUACAUUUCACAAAUGAUCACAAUUUCCUACUGAUUUCAUCUGCAUUCUAAUCAUCUCUUAAAUUAUCUCCACCCUGAAUGCUUAGCAGUGGCCAGCUGAUUUAUUUUGUGGUAUCCAACUUUAUGAUUGAGGGGGGAAAAUCGAGUGGCCUUUAGUGUUGGUGCCAUACGAAAGUAUUGAAUAAAAUCUUUUUAUUCCAUA